Messenger RNA from Thermothielavioides terrestris NRRL 8126, 1803 nucleotides. RefSeq lists its product as uncharacterized. Gene Ontology annotation, molecular function: oxidoreductase activity, acting on the aldehyde or oxo group of donors, NAD or NADP as acceptor. NCBI's taxonomy places the organism in Eukaryota, Fungi, Ascomycota, Sordariomycetes, Sordariales, Chaetomiaceae. The transcript has 2 exons. The coding region runs from base 64 to 1677 and encodes 537 amino acids. The record is from RefSeq and is a predicted model, not a curated record.
CGUCCAUCACCUGCACAGGCAAAGCCUGGGAGGGGUUGGACUGAGGAGCGGGACGCAGAUAAGAUGACCACCCUCCUCCUGCGGAUCGCGUGUGCCUUGAAGAGAAGUCCUGUCACUGUUGGCACCGUCCGCAGCUUUGCUUCGCACAGCAGGCAGAGGUCGCAGAACAACAACUUAAUAAGGACGAGAAUGGAGGUGCAACUCACAGCGCCGAACGGCAGGACGUGGGUUCAGCCCCUGGGCCUGUUUAUUAACAACGAAUUUGUCAAGAGCAGCAACGAACAGAAGAUUACGACCAUCAACCCAACGACGGAGGAGGAGAUCUGCUCCGUCUACGCAGCGACGGUCGAUGAUGUCGACAAGGCAGUGGCCGCCGCCCGCAAGGCGUUCAGAGAUCCAUCGUGGAAAGCCCUCUCGGGCACAGAGCGUGGCGCGCUGAUGCUGAAGCUAGCAGAUCUGGUGGCUCAGCACGCCGAGACGCUGGCCACCAUUGAGUGUCUCGACAACGGCAAGCCGUACUCUGUCGCGCUCAAUGAGAACGUGCCUGAAGUGAUCAAUGUGCUCAAGUACUAUGCCGGCUACGCCGACAAGAACUUUGGCCAGGUCAUUGACGUCGGCCCCGCCAAGUUUGCCUACACGGUCAAGGAGCCCCUGGGCGUGUGCGGCCAGAUCAUUCCGUGGAACUACCCGCUUGACAUGGCCGCCUGGAAGCUGGGCCCUGCUCUCUGCUGCGGCAACACGGUGGUGCUCAAGCUCGCCGAGCAGACGCCGCUCUCGAUGCUGUACGUGGCACAGCUCAUCAGGGAAGCCGGCUUUCCGCCGGGCGUGGUGAACAUCAUCAACGGCCACGGGCGCGAGGCCGGCGCGGCGCUCGUUCAGCACCCAGGCGUCGACAAGAUUGCUUUUACGGGCAGCACCGCCACCGGAAAGGAGGUCAUGAAGAUGGCCUCCGCCACCAUGAAGAACAUCACCCUGGAAACGGGCGGCAAGUCGCCGCUCAUUGUCUUUGAAGACGCCGAUCUCGACCUGGCAGCGACCUGGUCGCACAUUGGCAUCAUGAGCAAUCAAGGCCAGAUCUGCACCGCCACGUCGCGUAUCCUGGUCCACGAGAGCGUCUACGAGGCUUUUGUCGAGAAGUUCAAAGCUAAGGUCGAGGAGAUCUCGGUGGUGGGCGACCCGUUCGAAGAGACGACGUUCCAGGGCCCGCAGGUGACCAGGGCGCAGUAUGAGCGCGUGCUGUCGUACAUCAGGUCGGGGCAGGAAGAAGGCGCCAGCAUCGUCCUCGGCGGCGAGCCGGCGCCGCAGAAGGGCAAGGGCUUCUUCGUCGCGCCCACCGUGUUCGUCAACGUCAAGCCGACCAUGAAGAUAUUCCGCGAGGAGAUCUUCGGGCCCUGCGUGGCCAUUGUCGCCUUCAGCACCGAGGAAGAGGCCAUCCAGCUGGCGAAUGACACGACCUAUGGCCUGGGGUCGGCGCUGUUCACCAAGGAUCUCACGCGGGCGCACCGCGUCGCCAGAGAGAUUGAAGCAGGCAUGGUCUGGAUCAACAGCAGUAACGACUCGGAUUUCCGGGUUCCCUUCGGCGGUGUCAAGCAGUCGGGCAUCGGCAGGGAGCUGGGAGAGGCCGGGCUUGCGCCGUAUUGCAACAUCAAGGCCAUACAUGUAAACAUGGCCGCGUGACGGCCUUGCUGUAUCUCCGUGUAUUCUUGCUUCUUCUUCUUAUUCUUUUUCUUUUCUUUUUCCUUCACGAAAACAAGUGUGCCUGGAUUUUCAAUCCUGCGGCUUCGAUUUAUUCGCAAAGUUCGC